Hemisphaericaspora subhashii is the source of this 2049-nucleotide messenger RNA. Its product is annotated as ATP-dependent 5'-3' DNA helicase. The record is from RefSeq and is a predicted model, not a curated record. Gene Ontology annotation, molecular function: 5'-3' DNA helicase activity; ATP binding; ATP hydrolysis activity. Bases 1 to 2049 code for a protein of 682 amino acids. NCBI's taxonomy places the organism in Eukaryota, Fungi, Ascomycota, Pichiomycetes, Serinales, Debaryomycetaceae. The transcript has a single exon.
AUGACUCUAUUUGAUAGAUUCAAAGAUGCCAUCAUUGAAGAACAAGAUGAAGAUGUUUCCCAAACAAAUGCCUAUCUUGCUGCAUAUUCACUAAAGAAGCUAGCAGCUCUUGGAUUGGCAGCUAUAAACCUUCAAAUCACAAAUAUACGAACAGGGUUGGGAGGCAAGACUAUUUUGGAAUUGAAAUUGGAUCCAGCUUAUGGGGAUGGGGAUAUUAAUACUGGGACAUUACGCACUGGAGAUAUUGUGAAAUUAUCCAAGAUGGGUAAAGCAAUUGAAAAGAAAAAGGCAAAGAAGGCAUCAGCUACUGAUGAUAAGGCAGACGAAGAAGAUUCUGGGAUAGAAGCGGUUAUUCUUAAGGCUAUGACUCAGACAAUUACUGUCUCAGUCGAUGAAUCAAGUGAUAGUGAGAAAGUUCUUCAGUACUACACCAAUACCAAUGAUCUGGCAAGAAUGUGGCUUGUUAAAUUAGCCAAUUCUAUUACGUACAAGCGAAUGAUCACUACUAUGAAUAAAGUGAAUGAAUUAAAAGAAUCAGAUAAAAAUGAUAUUCAGAAAUUACUUUUAGGUGAAAGUUCGUAUAUCCCCAAGGAUGACAAGCAUCCAAUAAACUUUUUCAAUCCACAACUAAACGAUUCUCAAAGGCAAGCCAUUGACUUUGCUAUCAAUAAAUCAAAUAUAACUAUAAUUCAUGGACCGCCAGGAACUGGAAAGACAUAUACCUUAAUAGAACUUAUUCAACAAUUGACAACAUUGGGUGAAAAGGUACUUGUUUGCGGGCCAUCCAAUAUUUCAGUUGAUACAAUCUUAGAAAGACUAGGAGAUAAAUACAAGGCGGGCCAAUUGAUUAGAAUUGGUCAUCCAGCUAGAUUAUUAGCUCUGAAUUUACAACAUUCUUUAGAAAUAUUAUCCAAGAGUUAUGGAAAGGAAAUUAUUCAAGAUAUUGAACAUGAUAUACUGUCGACUUUGACCAAGAUACGGAAAUGUAAACGAUAUGCUGAGAGAAAGGUAUUAUAUCAAGAAAUGAAAUUGCUUAGGAAGGAAUUAAGACAACGAGAGAAGAAAAUAGUUGGAGAAUUGUUAAUUAAUGCCAAAGUCAUUAUCGCAACCCUCCAUGGAUCUGGCUCUUAUGAAUUAAGAAAUAAUGAUAUUGUAUUUGAUACAAUUAUAAUUGAUGAAGUAUCACAAUCUAUGGAACCACAAUGUUGGAUCCCUUUAUUGUUAAACAACAGGUUCAAGAGAUUGGUCAUAGCUGGAGAUAAUAUGCAAUUACCUCCAACGAUCAAGCUGACUAAUAAAAAAGGCACCUCACUACUUGAAACUACAUUAUUUGAUCGUUUGAUUAACAAGCUUGAAGGAGAUAAAUUUAAGAAAUUACUUGAUGUACAAUAUCGUAUGAAUACUAGUAUCAUGAAGUUUCCAAGUUUGCAGCUUUAUGAAAAUAAAUUGAAAAGUGAUACAAGUGUCCAAGAUAUUACUCUUGCAGAUUUACCUCAUGUGACUGAUAAUGAAGAUACUUCUAUCCAAUGUAUAUGGUAUGAUACACAAGGAGGACAAUACCCGGAACAAAAGACCGAGUUGAUUGAAGGUGAUUCAAAAUACAACGAAAUGGAAUUAUUAGUGGUUAGAGGACAUAUGGAGAAGCUAUUAAGUCUUGGAGUUCAGCCCAAAGAUAUUGGAGUUAUUGCUCCAUAUUCUGCACAAGUCCAAUUAUUAAAAAAACAAAUGGGGCCAGAUACUGAAAUUGAAAUUAGUACCGUGGAUGGUUUCCAGGGAAGAGAAAAAGAAGUCAUAAUUUUGACGUUAGUAAGAUCGAAUGAAGAUGGUGAAAUUGGGUUUUUAAGUGAACAAAGAAGAUUAAAUGUCGCAAUUACGAGACCAAAACGACAAUUAUGUGUUAUUGGAGAUCUUGAAUUGAUGAGUAGGAGCGGAAGUAAAUUUCUUACGAAUUGGUGCAAGUAUGUUGAAGACGGUGUUGCAGAUGAACAGAAUUAUAUUCAACCAUAUGAAAUAAUUUAUCCUAACUUAGAUGAUUAUCUUGUGCAAUAA